Molecule: messenger RNA, 747 nt
Organism: Dentiscutata erythropus
Lineage: Eukaryota; Fungi; Glomeromycota; Glomeromycetes; Diversisporales; Gigasporaceae
Source: the annotation of a GenBank genome assembly
AUGGACGACCCAAGAACAAAAAACCUGUAUGAGGAAGAAGGAGCAAAUUUUCAAAGUAAAUUUUCUAAGAAAAGAAAAACAAAUAGGGAGGACUCUGUAAAAUCAAAAAAUAUUCAAAAUGAAAUUAGUCUUAACGAUGUAAAGUUGGCAAUAGAAUCUCGUAAUCCAACACAGAUAAUUAGCCAAAUUCAGAUACCUUCAACGUUUACCAAAAAAAGAAAAAGAAAUCAAUUUCAAGUUUCAGAAAAUAGCUAUAAUCUUGAGAAUAACGAACAUAACAAUGAUCACUUUGAGGAUAAUCACUUUGAAAAUAACAAACAUAACGAUAAUCACUUUGAGAAUAACAAACAUAACAAUGAUCACUUUGAGGAUAAUCAUUUUGAGAAUAACGAACAUAACGAUGAUUACUUUGAGGAUAAUCGUUUUGAGAAUAACAAACAUAAUAAUGAAUACUUUAAGGAUAAUCGCUUUGAGAAUAACAAACAUAAUGAUGAUCACUUUGAGGAUAAUCGUAACAAACAUAGUGAUGAUCACUUUGAGGAUAAUCACUUUGGGAAUAAUGAAUUAGAGUUUUUAGAUAAUAGCAAUAGAAUAAUAGAAAAUGACGAUGAAAUAUUAAUGUCUUCAGACGAUUAUGAAGACAUUGAAGAUGUAGAAAGUAUCCCAACUAAUCCCUUUCAAGCUCCUAAAAUUAAUUUUAAUGAAUUCAUUCCUGAACUCAAUGCAAAUAUCGAUGAUUUAUUAUAA